GACCUGGAGAAGAGGGGAGCAUGAGGCGGCUGAAGAGAGCAAGUGAGUGAGAAGCGUGUGGAAAACAACGAAUUAUUCUCCUUUUAGUUUAGGAUCAAGUACUUGACAGAUUCAUUGUUUGGAGACUUUCAGCACCUUAAAAAGAUGGACAGACGACAACCGUUUGGCAAUCAACUGACUGGUUUGAACCUUUUGCAAUUGCCUGUGGCUGGAAAUGACUUGGGGAAUCCCCGACAGUUCCUGGAGAAUCUGGGGCGAUUACGAAUGCCACAAGUGCAAGGAACACAAAACAUGAAUCGGGAGCUGUAUCGCCAAGACAGCCGAGGAGAGAGAAAUAGGCAAUUCCCUGAUAACUAUUAUGAUAGAGAGCAAAAGUUAAUGUUAUCUAGUGAUUGUGGACAGAGGUCAUUGAGGGAAGCUGCUGAAAGUCGUAACUUCGAUAGGGGAGAUUAUCAUCAUGAGGAUCGAGGCAGCAUUCAUGGACUUAUGGAUAAAGAAAUUUCUCUACGCUCUUUAUUUCCUGAGAUGGAGUCUUCAAGGCACAGUGAAAGGCGUGGAAGAGAGGAGUUUGACAGAGGAAAUUAUCUUGCUUCAAAAAAUAUCUCACAAUCAUUUGAAAAAAACAAAGGUCUGAAACUUAGUGUAAUUGAGAGCAAGUAUGGCAGGAGAGACAACACAGCUAUACCUUGGUAUGCACAGCUACGUCCAAACUGCUACCUGUUGCCUCCAUCAGAUGAUACAGAUGUACUGCCAUUGGGCGUCAGGCAACCUGGAUGCCGCUCAAUUUCCAUAGGUGGCCUACCCAUGCUGGCUGAUGAAUUCAUUGUUAGGGAGGUAUUCAAUGUUUGUGGACCCAUAGAGAAAAUCACGUUCAAAAGUGCUCGAAACAAUAUCAAAGCUAGGACUUGGCAAGUAAGAUUUUCCAAACACGAUUCUGUCGAGAAAGCAGUUAAAUUUAAUGGGCACAUCUUGGUCAUUGGGGAUGGAAGCGACAGAAAAAACAAAAUCAGUCGCUUCUAUGUUAAUUAUGACCAAGAAACAAAUGAUGACAACAAUUUGAAAAAUAACACAACAAUGAACACACAAAAGCCAGGCCAGAAGGAGGAAGACAGGAAUUUGAAUUUGAUGUAUUAUAAUCGUCAGAAUGCAUUCCAAAUUCUGGAUCUCCUUCGUCAUGACACCUCUAUAGUUCAGUCAUUGGAGACGAUGGCUCAUUGGUUUGAAAGGGGUGAAUGUAAUCGUUCUACAGUGAAUGUUUUCCACUCAAUGCUCAACACCACCCACAGUUUUGUCAAGCGGUUGAUCAUCAAACGGAAGGAACACGAGGAACAAGUAGAGAAACAAAAGAAACAGGCCAUGGAACAAGCAAAUGAAAUCAAACAGCAAUGUAAGUUACCUCUUAAUUUAACCUGACCUAGUUUUCCAUUAUUUCUAAGUAACUCACCAAGUUAUAUCACAUAAUAUUUUCUUAUGAAAUUAUAAUCAUAGACAUGUCAUUAGUUGUGAGGUCAUUUUGUGUGAAAUUAUGUAACAAGAUUGUUGUAUAUGGUCUUGAAAGUAUUUCAGAGCAGUACGUCAGAGCACUGCUCUAGAAAAGGGAAACAAAGUUGAAGAAGAAAAUUUUCAGCCCACGUUUACUUUUUUGUGUGGAAGUAGAUUGCAUGUUGGCAUAAGCAAUAACAUCCACAUUUGGAUUGGCAGAUGUAUCAUUGCCAUGGAAAUUGCAGU
Molecule: messenger RNA, 1728 nt
Organism: Orbicella faveolata
Lineage: Eukaryota; Metazoa; Cnidaria; Anthozoa; Scleractinia; Merulinidae
Biological process (GO): ultradian rhythm
Cellular component (GO): external side of plasma membrane; plasma membrane
Molecular function (GO): oxidoreductase activity; nucleic acid binding
Source: RefSeq, a predicted model, not a curated record